AUGCAGGUGGACAGAUCUCAGCGUUCCGUCUUCGUGGGAAACAUCUCCUAUGAAGUUCCAGAAGACACAAUUCGUCAAAUCUUUUCGAAAGUAGGUCACGUUGUCCACAUUAAAAUGGUUCACGACCGUGAAACAGGUAAACCGAAGGGUUACGGUUUUAUUGAAUUUCUCGAUGUGCAGACGGCGGAACUGGCUAUCAGAAACCUGAAUGGGUAUGAAGUGAACGGACGACAACUUCGGGUGGAUAGUGCGGCAGGGGGAGAUCGGAGCGUUGAUGAGAUUCAGCAGUUGCAAGCUGCUCUGAGUGCUGCUCAGGCUAUCUCUAGAACUGUGGCCUCUCUUCCUCCAGAGAAAAUGUUCGAGUUAAUGAAGCAAAUGAAGGACGUGGUUCGUUCAAAUCCCAGCGAAGCGAAGCAAAUGCUAAUUCAGAAUCCUCAACUUGCCUAUGCGCUUCUACAGGCUCAGGUUGUUAUGCGUAUUGUAGAUCCCCAAGUAGCCAUUGCAAUGCUUCAUCGAGAACCUGCUGCUUCAACUGUUCCUUUUCAUCAGGUUUCUUUUCCAGCGCAGCCCACUUCAUCAGUAGCUCCAGUUCCACAACCUGGCUACGGUGUACCUCAGCAGAUGUAUGGACGACCUCCUACUUCGCAACCGCAACCUCCACCACAGCCUGAUAUUACUCCCGACGAGCAACACAAUGCGGAGCUGCUAGUGCAAGUAAUGCGACUCACUGAAGCAGAAAUUGCGAUGUUGCCACCUGGCGAUAGAGAAAAAGUCAUUGAGUUGCGUAAUCAGCUGCGCCAAAGUGUAUAA
This is a messenger RNA of Angiostrongylus costaricensis, 810 nucleotides long. The record is from the annotation of a GenBank genome assembly. NCBI's taxonomy places the organism in Eukaryota, Metazoa, Nematoda, Chromadorea, Rhabditida, Metastrongylidae.